Fundulus heteroclitus (mummichog) is the source of this 1638-nucleotide messenger RNA. It is a transcript of the gene lamtor2, whose product is annotated as late endosomal/lysosomal adaptor, MAPK and MTOR activator 2. Bases 152 to 529 code for a protein of 125 amino acids. Gene Ontology annotation, biological process: cellular response to amino acid stimulus; positive regulation of TOR signaling. The record is from RefSeq and is a predicted model, not a curated record. The transcript has 4 exons. Gene Ontology annotation, molecular function: guanyl-nucleotide exchange factor activity; molecular adaptor activity. Gene Ontology annotation, cellular component: Ragulator complex. Lineage: Eukaryota; Metazoa; Chordata; Actinopteri; Cyprinodontiformes; Fundulidae.
AGAAUACAUUACGAGAGAAACAGGAAGCGACGAGUCAGCUGACUCUACCGUGUCUUAAAUCCCUGUUUGCGACACUUUAAGGGUCUCUGCUUAAAACAUUUGGAGCAUUUCUUUAAAUAACAGCGUUUGUUAGUUAGUUUAGGAGGCAGAGAUGCUGCGACCCAAAGCUUUGACGCAGGUGCUGAGCCAGGCGAACACAAAUGGAGUCCAGAGCACUCUCUUGCUGAAUAACGAGGGCUCUCUGCUGGCUUACUCUGGUUACGGAGACACCGACGCCCGAGUUACAGCGGCCAUCGCCAGCAACAUCUGGGCGGCCUACGACAAGAACGGCCACCAAGCCUUCAACGAGGACAAGCUCAAAUUCAUCCUCAUGGACUGUAUGGAAGGAAGAGUGGCCAUCACGCGCGUAGCCAACCUGCUGCUGUGUAUGUACGCCAAGGAGACGGUGGGCUUUGGGAUGCUGAAAGCCAAGGCGGAGGCCCUGGUGCGGUAUCUGGAGGACCCGUUGACUCAGGUGGCAGCAUCCUAGCAGAUCUGUGGCCGAAGCUCUGCACGCUUCUGGGAGAAGAUCACAUGGUCCUUGGCGGACCGCCGUCCCUCUCUGACUGUAGCACAACAAGUCCGAGUGAGCGGCUCGUUGCCUGUUUGUCGUUUUUUUGUUAUUAUUUACCAGAUUAGAUGUCGGGGUUGAAUUUUCUCGGUCAUCUCGUCCUUUACAGCAAAACUGCAGUCCUUCUUAAACACUCACAACUACAUAACGAUGACUUUAAAGAUGCAGUGAAAGUAUCUGCCUAAAAAAAUGCAGUUAGGAAUAUUUACCUGUUUCAGUUGUGAAAUAAAGAAGAUUCUGUCCAGACAACCUUGUUCUCAUUUUCAGGCAACGAUGAGCAGCCACAUAGAUGGAGGUGACCCGAGUUAUUUAAGAGCUAAACUAUCUGUGUUAAAACGUUCGGUUCUGUUAACUUUGUCAGGUUUAAUUAGGUGGAAAGUUUUCUCCCUUUAUUAACCUGCGGAGGGCCAAAUCUAGCAAAAAUCAACAUAAGUGCAGAAAUACAUAAAUGGCCCGAUGAAGUAAUUAUUUAGCACCAUAAAAGAUAUUAUGUAAUUGAUGUGGUUAUUUUAAUCAUUUAACCAUGCCUUACUGUUCUUUUUAAUAAAAUUCUCUCCUUUUAUGUUAAUUUUCUUAUAGACGUAUGUGUAUUUUUUCCUGUUUCUCUUAAAUCAUUUAACGUCUCAUUACUUCUGUGUUUGUAAAAAUGUUUUGCCUUUAUUUAAUACCCCUUUUUGUCUGAUUCCUGUAGAAAAUUAAGUUUUUAUGGCUUUAAAAUGAUCCUUUGGCAGUUGUGAAUUUGCAAAUUAGAGGUUUACUUCCUGUUUAACCUGCAGCGUUUGGUUUAUGACCUGCAGGAUGCAUCUGUCGUGGUUAAAAUGAUUUGGAGAGUUUCUCACUUUCCAUAAGUUUCUUACCAGCUCUAAUUAUUCUAGAAGAAUGUUUUUUUGGUUUUUUUUUUACCAAGAACAAAAAUUAUGAGCUUGUGCUCUUGGGGCAAUAAAAGUACAGUUUGUCUGACUUUUCCAUUUGCAUUCUUUACUUAAUACCAACAUUUUGUUUCCUGUUAAUAAAAACCUAAAAUGAAA